AUUGGUGCUCUCGCUUGCUUCUUUGGUUAUGGUGUUCUCUGGCUUGCUGUCAGCCGUACUGUUGAGUCCCUUCCGUACUGGCUGUGGGGUUCAAACUGUUCAAAGUUCGUGCGCAAACUUACAGAGAAACCAUUUUUCUGCUCAAAGUGCAUCAUCUGUCAGUCACCCUUCAUACGGGUGACUUCUUACCUUUUGUUGCUACAAUGAGCUUCAUAUCAUGAGAAUUUUAAAUAACCAGUCAUUACUCUACUUGAUGUCCAUUUGGCAUGGAGAACUAAUAUAUAUUCUUUCAAAGAAAUUCAAGUUUCUCAUUAAGUUGUGAGCAUUUAGGCAGCUUCUUUUGGCACAUCAAUUUUUGGAGAUGUAUGUUGGGAAAAGUGGUUGCUGGUUGUUAAAUUAUAGGUUGUCCCAAAAACUUAAGCUGAUAGAAAAAGAUAAAUUUAAUCACUUAAUUAUUACUUUAACAAUCUCUCUCACGUGUGGGCUCAAACUCCCUUUUAAUAGGUGAGGCCCAACACGUGGAAUAUUUAAUUUAAAUGGAAGGUGAUUUGACGGAGUCAAGGUUCGAUCCCACGACCUUUGGUUGUGAUACUAUGUUAAAUUAUCCGUUGUCCCAAAAGCUUAAGCUAAUAAGAAGAGAUAAAUUUAAUCACUUAAUCAUUACUUUAACACUAGUGCAUAUAGUUUGUUCAAAUCCAGAUGCUUUCGACCAAAAAGAUCUAGCUAUAACCUUUUCCCCUUUAUGAUAUCACAGAUAUGGCUUGCUCUUUGUGUUGCCGCCAAUAGUAAUGCUUGGUUUUCCACAGCUGUUAUUGUAACCAACAUGAGAAACUUCCCCCUUAGUAGAGGCACCGUUGCAGGUAUUCUCAAAGGUUAUGUGGGGCUCAGUGCUGCAGUAUUUACAGAAAUUUACAGUGUACUGCUUCAUAGUUCCUCUUCUAACCUUUUGUUGUUCCUCGCACUUGGAGUUCCUAUUCUAUGUUUCAUUAUGAUGUAUUUUGUUAGGGCCUGUACUCCUGCUUCUGGUGAAGACUCCGUGGAAUGUUGCCAUUUUUUUUUCAUCCAAGCUGCAAGUAUUGUGCUUGGCAUAUAUCUUCUUACAACCACAAUUAUGAGUGAUGUGCUUUCCUUAAAUGCUUCAAUUUCCUAUACUCUUGUCUUUAUAAUGGUUCUACUUCUCAUGGCUCCGCUUGCAAUCCCUGUAAAAAUGACAUUUUACCCCAUGAGAACACGCAAAUCAGGGACACUAGACCAACUGAUUGGGUCUUCGGACCAUCUGGUUCAAGGAGAAGGCUGUGUGGACAAAACUGAACCACUGCUGAAACCAUCUUCAUCAAAAACAAAUGUUGGCAGUUUUUGUGAAAGUGAUGACGUGUCUGAGGUCGCUAUGCUUCUUGCUGAGGGUGAGGGGGCAGUGAAGAAGAAGAGGAGGCCCAAAAGAGGGGAAGAUUUUAAAUUCAGUGAAGCUGUAAUCAAGGCAGACUUCUGGCUUCUGUUCUUGGUUUAUUUUGUUGGGGUUGGUUCUGGGGUGACUGUCCUUAAUAAUCUAGCCCAGAUAGGGAUUGCACAAGGUGUGCGUGAUACAAAAAUCUUGCUGUCUCUCUUUAGUUUUUGCAAUUUUGUGGGUCGUCUUGGUGGCGGAGUUGUUUCUGAACAUUUUGUCAGGUCUAAGACAAUUCCUCGGACAGUUUGGAUGACAUUCACUCAAAUAAUCAUGAUUAUUACAUACCUUCUGCUUGCUUCUGCAAUUGAUGGCACCCUUUAUGUUGCAAUUGCAUUUCUUGGGAUUUGCUUUGGCGUUCAAUUUUCGAUCAUGAUCCCAACUGUCUCUGAGCUAUUUGGGUUGAAGAAUUUCGGUUUAUUAAGCAACUUCAUGUCAUUAGGCAACCCUAUCGGUGCAUUCCUAUUCUCAGGUCUCCUAGCAGGAUAUGUAUACGAUAACGAGGCGGCUAAACAGCACAGACUUCUUAGGUUCGGUUCAAGUCUCUCCUGCUUGGGUCCAGAUUGCUUUAGAAUCACCUUCCUGGUUCUGGCUUUUGUCUGUGCUGUUGGCACCAUCUUGAGCAUUGUUCUCACUAGCAGGAUAAAGCCUGUUUACCAAAUGCUUUAUUCAGGUGGUUCCUUCAGGCUGCCUCCAAACACAAAUCAUUGAGAUUGGUGGUGUGUGGAGCAUAUCUCUUUUGCUGGAGGACAUCAACCCCUACAACUGUAUCUGUAGCGUAAGUUUGCCAAUAUUGAAUAAGCAGUGCAGUGGAUGUUUGGGCAACAAUAAGCAGUGGAUGCUGGGGUUAUCUGCAUGGCCAUGGUUGAAACAUAUCAAUGCAUCCCAUCUUGAUGAUUGAGGUGCUGAUGUAACACUCUGAAUUUUUAUUUUACAAAUAAGGAGGUUUUGAUUUUGAAAAUAACACGGAUUUGUAAUAUUUUUAGGGCCAAAUAAUAAUUGUUGAGGACUGUAAGGGAAUUUGUUGAUAUUUAUGUUAGUAAGUUUUGGUUGAUGAA
Messenger RNA from Corylus avellana, 2499 nucleotides. Lineage: Eukaryota; Viridiplantae; Streptophyta; Magnoliopsida; Fagales; Betulaceae. The record is from RefSeq and is a predicted model, not a curated record.